Anisakis simplex (herring worm) is the source of this 507-nucleotide messenger RNA. The record is from the annotation of a GenBank genome assembly. NCBI's taxonomy places the organism in Eukaryota, Metazoa, Nematoda, Chromadorea, Rhabditida, Anisakidae.
GAUGCAUACGAUCAUUACGGCAACAACGGUCGUCGAGUGAUCGGAUUCGCACAAAAAGAAUUUCGGGCAGCUUCAGAUUCGAAAUUCAGUGUCGAGGAGGGAAACUUUCCAUUUGAAGAACUCACAUUCAUUGGUAUCGCUGCAAUCAUGGAUCCACCAAGACCGGACACAGCAAAUGCAAUCGCACAGUGCAAACACGCUGGCAUUAAGGUGAUCAUCCAUCAACAGCCACUGCGAUUGCUCGCGAAAUCGGACUUAUUGGUGGUUGACGUGAAAAGUCGCCGACGAGUGACCGUGAAUGUACCGGUCGAAGAGAUCGAAGAAGAGACUGACAAAGAAUGGGCGACGGUUCACGGUAAAAUGUUACCGUCGAUGAGUGACGACGACUGGGAUGAACUACUCGCUCAUAGCUAUAUCGUGUUCGCUAGGUGCUUUCAUGUUUUUCACGUAAUUCUGGUAUAUUUGACAGCUAGUACGGAUAUUUUAUCACAAAUUCAUUUGUCAUAA